Andrographis paniculata is the source of this 1168-nucleotide messenger RNA. Its product is annotated as E3 ubiquitin-protein ligase ATL41-like. Bases 175 to 867 code for a protein of 230 amino acids. NCBI's taxonomy places the organism in Eukaryota, Viridiplantae, Streptophyta, Magnoliopsida, Lamiales, Acanthaceae. The record is from RefSeq and is a predicted model, not a curated record. The transcript has a single exon.
UAUAAUCCCUUCCAUUUCCAUUUCCAUUUCAAUUUCAAUUUCAAUUUCAAUUUCAAUUUCAUUUUAAUCUCAAUUUUUCAAUUUCGAUUUCAAUCUGAAUUUCUCUCUUUCACGCCCAAAUACUCCCUACCGGAAAAUUUACAUAUACAAAGGAAACAAAACCCUAACUCCGCCAUGGGCGGCGGCGACGGCGACGAUUGGGUCUCCCAUCGGGAUCAUGGACGAAGCUACGACGUCAACGGCAAGAUCAUGCUCUCCGCCAUUAUUUCGCUCUCCUUCGUCGUCCUCCUCGUCACGCUUCUGCAUAUCUACGCCAGGUGCGUGCUCCGCCGCCAGGCGCGGCGGCAGGCCGCCCUCCGCCGCCUGGGCUUCAUACUCCCCAGCUCCGCCGCCGCCGCCGCCGACCGCCCUAAGACCGGCCUCGAUCCUUCCGUCAUUGCCGCCUUGCCCGUCUUCGUUUUCAAGCAAGCCGCCGCCGGAGUUGAGUGCUCCGUCUGCCUGAGCUCCAUCGACGACGGCGAGAUCGCCCGGACUCUCCCAAACUGUAAACACACUUUCCACGUCGACUGCGUGGACCGGUGGUUAGCCACGAACUCGACAUGCCCGAUUUGCCGGACCGCCGCCGAGCCGCGGCUCGUGGCGGAGUCGAGGGAGGCGAUGGUGGUCUCCACCGCCGCUCCAUCGGCUCCGCCGUCCGAAGGCCCGUCGGACGGCUCGUCGGCGGCCAAAAUAACCGGGCCUAGUUUGGGUCCGGGUUCGAGAUUGAGCUCGUUUAGAAGGAUGCUUAGCGGAGAUCAACGGUCGUCGAGAAGGGUCCAAUCGUGCGGCCACGAUGAGCUCCCAUCUGCAGAUAUUGAACGGCUGUGAUUGCAUCAUCGGGGAGGUACAACUGUCAUUGCAGCGCUUUCGCUGUGUUGUACCAUGGAUGAAGGAAUGAAAGAACGCCGUAUUCACACAAAUUACAACAAUACGUAACUAAAAGUAAAUUACAGAUGAGUAAAAAUUACAUUUUUUACUAAUAUAUUUAAAUAUUCCGAGUUUAUUAUAUUUGAAUAAUUUUAUGUAUUUUGGAAGUUUGUGAGGCUUACUUUGCACAUAUUUCUUCAUAAUUAUUCUUCAAACUUUGCAAAUAAAUUAAAUUUGCUGUUAUUUUUGAAUUACGUGAAAU